Molecule: messenger RNA, 822 nt
Organism: Hibiscus syriacus
Lineage: Eukaryota; Viridiplantae; Streptophyta; Magnoliopsida; Malvales; Malvaceae
Product: ethylene-responsive transcription factor ESR2-like
Exons: 2
Coding region: 48-815 (255 amino acids)
Biological process (GO): regulation of DNA-templated transcription
Molecular function (GO): DNA binding; DNA-binding transcription factor activity
Source: RefSeq, a predicted model, not a curated record
GGAGGUGGCAUUGCCAACGACGCAAGAGAAAGAUUUUAGUUUACCCAAUGGAAGAAACAUUUUGGAGAGUAUAUGGCAUCCCACAAGUGCCUGAACCUGACCCGCUACACUCUUCCACCGUCAAUCCAACGGAAUGCGCUGCCUCCUCCACCACUGCCGUUACCACCAACGCGACGAGAACAGCGACGAAAAAGAGGUUUCUCAUAGGAAAUGGUGGAGGGUCCAUAAAGUACCGCGGAGUUCGCCGCAGGCCAUGGGGCCGUUAUGCUGCCGAGAUACGUGACCCAAAGUCCAAGGAGAGGCGGUGGCUCGGGACCUUUGACACGGCAGAAGAAGCUGCUUGUGCCUAUGACCAUGCUGCUCGAGCCAUGCGUGGGAUCAAGGCUCGAACCAAUUUUGUUUACCCUGCCGCUGUGCCUCACACCGCCAACGACCCUUUUCUUACUCCGUUCAACUCGGUUAACCAUUUUGGGUACUCUUUGGCCCGGCCAUUGUUUGGUAUGCCUCCAGUUAACCAGUUUCCGUUUAUCAAUGGAACAUCUUCUACAAGCAUUUUGGCUGCCACUACCUCCUUGAAUCUCUCAACCAAUCCUUCUCCAUGGUUAAGCCACAGCAACUGUGCUGCUACUUCAUUUACUGGAUCCACCAUGACUCUUCCUCUCAAGGAUAAGAAUUCGAGUCGAGUUGUGCCUGCACCAGCUGCCAUCUCCAAUUGUGAAGCCGAUGACGUGGGAUUUUUCACACAGGACCCUUCUGGUUCAGGCCUGUUGCAGGAGAUCAUUCAAGGCUUCUUACCCAAACCCACCUUAAACUAGCAUGUGU